Messenger RNA from Salvelinus fontinalis (brook trout), 4051 nucleotides. Its product is annotated as zinc finger protein 665-like. The record is from RefSeq and is a predicted model, not a curated record. Lineage: Eukaryota; Metazoa; Chordata; Actinopteri; Salmoniformes; Salmonidae. The transcript has 2 exons. Gene Ontology annotation, molecular function: DNA-binding transcription factor activity, RNA polymerase II-specific; RNA polymerase II transcription regulatory region sequence-specific DNA binding. Gene Ontology annotation, biological process: regulation of transcription by RNA polymerase II. Gene Ontology annotation, cellular component: nucleus. Bases 96 to 2873 code for a protein of 925 amino acids.
GAGGUGAUGGCGCUAAAUUGCAUGUUUCCAGCAGAAAGUGUGGGUCUAAUAGGAAUAUGUAGUUUGAACGUCUGAAAUGUUGAUUUGUACGUAAAAUGUCUAAACUACAGGUGUUGAGUGUGUUUAUUACCGAACGGCUAACAGCAGCGGCUGUGGAUAUAUUUGGUUCGGCGGAGAAGACGUUAGCAGAGUACCAGGAGCUGCUGACAACAGCGGCGGUGGAGAUAUUUGUUGUGGUAGAAAAGACGGUAGCAGAGGUUCAAGGAGAGAACGACCGUCUACGGGGGCUUCUUCUGGAUCAUUUUGGAGCAGACCCCAAGCAGGUAACUCUCCCUGAAGAGGAGGUUCCCCCUAAGCAGCAGCUGCACUGUGAGCAGGAGUGGAGCCCCAGUAUGAGGCAGGAGGACCCAGAGCCCACACAGAUUACAGAGGAACUCAGGACCAGUCAGGAGGAAGAGCAGCUUCAAAGACUUAGGUCUGCUACCACAGAGGUCAUACAGUUGAUAUUUAUUCCUCCCUGUGUGGAAAGUGACUGUGAUCAGGACAGCAAAAGGGACUCUCUACCCACCAACACAACUGAACAGACCCAAUCAGAAUCAGAUGAAGAGCACUACAGUAUCAGAGUAUCAGAACCAACCAGUGACUCUCAGCCCCUCUCUGUACUACAUCCAGACUGUUCUGCAGCUCCAAGUGAAAUCAUUGUAAGUAUUGAUGAGGAGGAGAGUGAAGAACUACCGUCAGGGUCAAAGAGAACCCGGGACAAGAAAGGACAAAGCUCUCAAGUCUGCACUGAAGCCAAGGCAACCAAUGAGCAGAAAGCACCAUUGAAGUGUCACACAAGCAAGAGGCGAUACAAGUGUCCUGUGUGCAGUAAACUGUUUAAGGCACCAGUCAGUUUAAAAGUACAUCAGAGAAUUCACAAAGCAGAGAAACGACACAGGUGUCCUUUCUGUUGUGAAGGCUUUAAAUCACUAAAUGGUCUUCAAAGACACAAAAAAGUUCACACAGGGGAGAAAGAAGGACCACAGCAGUGUUCUUUGUGCAAUGAAUCCUUUCUUUGCACAGCUUCUUUUAAAGAUCAUCAGCGAAUUCACACAGGUGAAAAAACAUAUCUGUGCAAAGAAUGUGGCAAAUCCUUCAGUGUCAAGACCGACUUCAACAAGCAUAUGAGCACUACUCACCCAGAUGCAAAACCGUACAACUGUCCCGUGUGCAAUGAAUGUUUCAACACACCAGGCUCUCUGAAAAUACAUGGGAAAACUCAUGGAGUGAAUCCAUGCAUCUGCCCUGUGUGUAAUAAAUGCUUUAAGAGGCCACGCUACCUAAAGGAACACCAACAGAAGUUUCAUGGUAGUGAGAAACCAUACACGUGUGCAGUGUGCAGUAAAAGCUUUUAUAAUGUAAGCCAUUAUAAAGUACAUCAGAGAAAUCACACAGGGGAGAAACCCUUCAAGUGUCCUGUGUGUAUUAAAAGCUUUACUAGCGCAGGCCUGUUGAAAAUACAUCAGGUAAUUCAUACUGGUGAGAAACCACAUAAGUGCAAAGAAUGUGACAAAUGCUUCUACCGCAAGGGACAUCUGGUCAAGCAUAUGAGGACUCACACAGGGGAGAAACCAUAUUGUUGCCGUGAAUGUGAGAAAUGCUUCACUCAAAGGUCAUCAUUAAAAGACCAUAUGAGGAUUCACACAGGGGAGAAGCCGUUUUGUUGCACUGGAUGUGAGAAACGCUUCACUCAAAGGGCAACAUUAAAAGUGCAUAUGAAGAUUCACACAGGGGAGAAACCAUAUCAGUGUAAAGAGUGUGACAAAUCUUUCGGUCAAAAACAUGAACUGAGAAAGCAUACGAGAAUUCACACAGGGGAGAAAUCAUACAAGUGCCCUCUUUGUGAAAAAUGCUUUAAAUCAUUGGGUGGUCUGAAACAACACGAGCUGAAUCACUCUGGAGAGAAACCAUCAUAUCUCUGCAGCGAUUGUGGCAAAAGCUUCCGAACGAUGAGUUACCUGAGGGUUCAUAUGAAGACUCACACAGAGAGCGAACCGGGGAGUCGUACAGAGAGCGAACCGGGGAGUCGUACAGAGAGCGAACCGGGGAGUCGGACAGAGAGCGAACCAAGAAGUCGGACAGAGAGAGAAUUGGGGAGUCACAAAAAGAGAAGACUGCAUAUGUGUCCUGUAUGUGGAAAAGGCUUUGCAUAUCCAAAUGUUCUAAAAAUCCACCAGCGAAUUCACACUGGGGAGAAACCACAUCAAUGUCAUGUUUGCAACAAAAGAUUCAUUCAGAAAUGUGAUCUGACUAGACAUAUGAGGACACACACAGGGGAGAAACAACGAGAAAAUCAAUCAGAGAAACAGUUGUAUCUUUGCAGUGAUUGUGGCAAGUGCUUCCGGGAGAAACGUUAUCUGAGAAAGCAUAUGAGGAUUCACACAGAGAGAGAUCCGGAAAAUAAAACCGAGCGAGAGCUGCAUAAGUGUCCUGUUUGUGGAAAAGGCUGUACAUCACUGAGUUAUCUCAAAGACCACCAGGGAAUUCACACUGGAGAGAAACCUUAUCUGUGUACUGUUUGCGGCAAAAGCUUCACUUGGAAGGGAGUCCUUAGAGAACACAUGAAGACUCACACAGGGGAGAAAUCACAUCAGUGCCAUGUCUGCAGCAAAAGGUUCAUUUAUAGCAGAAAACUGUCACUUCAUAUGAUGACUCACACAGGGGAGAAGCCAUUUAAGUGUUCUGUAUGUGGGAAAGGUUUUACAUCAUCAGGUGAUCUGACACGCCACAAGCGAAUUCACACUGGAGAGAAACCAUAUCGCUGCAACGAUUGCAACAAAUGCUUUAGUCAGAUCAGUUCCCUUAAAUCACACAUGAAGAAUAUUCACUAAACGGAACACAAGUGUCCAUUGUGUAAAAUGUCCGUUUUGAAGAUAAAGGCUUAUUCAAACUGACACCUGUAAGUGAACAUACCCUCAGGUUUGAUAAUAACUGAAUUAUACUGUACUGUAGGCCCUAACUUAUGUGCUUUGUCACCUCUGGGUCUGCAUGGCAAAUGGCCCAGGAAAACACUCCAGGGCCAUUCAGCCCUUCCUGACAAUUGAAAUGUGUGUUAGUGAUGCUAUUUCCUCCAUGUUUGGUAUCUCAUAAACUUCUGAAGAGAACUUUGAUGUUAUCUAUAUGGAUGUAUGAUCUGCGGUAACUUGUAUCUGAACAGGGUGAACUUUAAACUACUGUAUGUUAAGGGAUUUUAUUGUCCUUAGGAAUUCUGCCUUAUUUGGUUUCAUCCCCCACACAAGCCAUUAGACUCUGUUGUGGAUAUUGGGCCUGGGUAAUCAGGUCACUGUAACUUGUUAUGGUUGGAUGGUUUGAUAAAGUCACCUUGAAAUGUUAGAAAGGGAAUGCCUUUUUUCUGUCUCGUCCUCCUGUCCUACGCUCUACAGAAAAGCUAUAUGAACAUGUUUUUCUUGUAGGCUGCUCGGCCUGAGUAGGUCUGUUUUUGGUCAUGCUUUGCCUUGUAACUGUAAGAUCCCAGCCCCAUCAAAAAGAAAUAUUCACACACACCGGAUAGGUGCAGUGAAAUGUGUUGUUUUACAGGGUCAGCCAUAGUAGUACAGCACCCCUGGAACAAAUUAGGGUUAAGUGCCUUGCUCAUGGGCAAAGACAGAUUUUUCACCUUGUCGGCUCUGGUAUUCAAACCAGCGACCUUUCGGUUACUGGCCCAACGCUCUAACCACUAGGCUACCUGCCGCCCUUGUCAUAUGCCUUGUCACGUUUGUUAAUGCUUUAUAACUUAAGCUUCAUGCCUGUGAAUCGUAAACAUUUUUACAAUGUAGUUAAAUCUAUUUUCCUUUACAAUUUUAAUUCUCAGACGUUUCUUGAUAGCCUAAGUAUAUUCUCUAUGGAAUCGGAUAAUUCAUUAACAUAUAAAUUGUGAAGUCUUAUCAAGGGUCGCAUGUGAGUAAUAUAUUAUAUGAUCAAUACUACUUCACUAGUCCAACUUCGUAGCAAACCUAUAUUAUGUAAUGGUUGUUACUUUGAAACCUUCAAUAAAUGUUUUUAUUAGCUA